UGGCAACAUUUAUCUAAAAUGUCAUUCACCGACAACAAUUAAAAAUGUCGGAAUCGUGUCAAGAAACUAAUAAUUGUCAUGGAAAUAUCGAAUAUGGACCCGACGAAUCGCCCACCAAACUUAUCAUCAAUUACAUUCCUGAAGUUAUGACCCAGGAUAUGAUGUUUUCGUUAUUUUCAACCAUGGGUAAACUAGAAAGUUGCAAACUGAUAGCGAACCGAGGGUACGGGUUCGUCGAGUACAGCUCCCCCGAGGAUGCAAUCAAGGCGAAGAAGGCGUUCAACGGGCUGCUAAUGCAGAACAAGACACUGAAGGUAUCGCACGCGCUGCUGAACCCCGAAGCGAAGCCUCCGACGAAGCCGGAAGCCGACUGGAACCUGUACGUGUGCAACCUUCCCAACGAGCUCACGCUUCAAGACCUGCACGGGUUGUUCGCGCAGUUCGGCAAGAUAGUGAACUCGCGCAUCGCCGCCGGCAUCGCCUUCGUGCUGUACGAGCACCAGUACGAGGCAGAGCGAGCCAUCCAGAACAUCAACGGCUCAACUCCUCCAGGCUUUUUACACCCUUUGACUGUUAAGUACGCUAAUAAGAGUAACCCUCAUAAAUCUAAACCUAAUAAUAAUCACUUUUCUAAGAGCGCCUUAGUAAAACCUUAUCAAUGGAUGAACCAUAUGGGUGCUAUGGGUGACCAUAACUCGCCAAGCACAUGGUCCAUCUAUGUUUACAACAUUUCCCCAGAGGUUGAAGAACUGACUUUAUGGCAGCUGUUUGGGCCUUAUGGUGCUAUUGUAUCUGUUAAAAUUAUUAAGGACCAUCAGACUAAUAAGAGUAAAGGCUUUGGUUUUGUUACUAUGAGGAAUUAUGACCAAGCCGCGAUGGCAAUCCAAGCUCUGAAUGGCUAUGUGUUAUCAUCGCAGGCCUUGUCUGUUAGCUUUAAAACCCAAAAGAGAUAAUGUCAAUCAUAUUGUACAAUAAAGUAAUAUAUCAAUACAGUAAUAAUAGACAAAACAAUGAUCAUAAAUUGGCAUGAACUAACACGGCAUAACACGGAUCCACUUCAGUGUACACUUUGACUAAAUAUGUUAUGUGAGCUCUUGUUGAAAAUAUUUUAUUACUUUGAGCUAUUCUGCAUUGUUAAGUUUGUUUCUUAUUAUGAAUAACUAUUUAUUCAGUUUGCUCGUUAAAUAUUUCAAGUUUACUAGAAAUUUAAGAUUUUAAAAGAAAUGAUUGUUGUUUGUAAGUUCAUAAUUUGAGCUUAGCAUAUGAUGAUAUGCUUUCAUUAUUUUUAACUAUUGUUUAAGUAUUGUAAUAAAGAAUGAAAAGUGCUUUUAAAGAUCUUACUAAGUUGUAAGCCUCACUGAGAUGUUUAAUCAGCUAUUAGUUCUAGUUGUACACUUUUUAUAACAUGAUGUCUAUUAGGUAGUGGAAAUGAAAUCUAGAUUAUAUCAUAUUUAUACAUUUAGUAUAAAAUUUGCUGAAUUAAAAGUUCAUUUUCACAAUUUUA
Plutella xylostella (diamondback moth) is the source of this 1504-nucleotide messenger RNA. RefSeq names its product Elav protein (gene Elav). Lineage: Eukaryota; Metazoa; Arthropoda; Insecta; Lepidoptera; Plutellidae. The record is from RefSeq and is a predicted model, not a curated record. Gene Ontology annotation, molecular function: RNA binding. Gene Ontology annotation, cellular component: ribonucleoprotein complex.